Messenger RNA from Protopterus annectens (West African lungfish), 10747 nucleotides. RefSeq names its product sterile alpha motif domain containing 4B (gene SAMD4B). Gene Ontology annotation, molecular function: mRNA binding; protein binding; translation repressor activity. Lineage: Eukaryota; Metazoa; Chordata; Ceratodontiformes; Protopteridae. The record is from RefSeq and is a predicted model, not a curated record. Gene Ontology annotation, biological process: negative regulation of translation; regulation of mRNA stability; nuclear-transcribed mRNA poly(A) tail shortening. Gene Ontology annotation, cellular component: P-body.
ACUAGCAGUGGUAGAGUGCGCGAGGGAGGGAGCGAGCGGUUAGAGUUUGUGAGCAACCGCAAGUAAGCGGGAGGGCAGGCGGCGCUGUGUGAUGUGGGAUUUAUCGGGAGAGGCGGCGACAGCCGAAGAGUGGGGUACGUAGCCCGGUAAGCCGGAGGGAGCGCUGUGGGCUGGCAGGCCAUGGGCAGAGCGUACAGCGGCCGGACCCGCAGAGAGAGACACCCUGAGUCCUAAGAAGGGAGCAACACCCAGCAGAGGCAGCAACCCCCUCCCCUUCUCCGCAGUCAACGUCCACCUCCCAAGCAAAGUCUCGAGGAAAUAGGGGCAACAGGCAGGCCAGAGCCCCUGGCACUGCGGCCACCAAGCCCGACCUAGCCCCUCCCCGACAUCUAGAAGGAACUGUUCCUGCAGUAGCAAGUAAAACGAGUGAACAGAGGUAAAGAAGACUGUGUUCAAAGCAAGACUAUAUUUGUAUCUGCUCUGCUCUGUUUCGUUUGGUUUUCAGCAGUUGCACAAGUGCUGAUAAGCUAUCAUACCAAAGCUAACAUCAUGUGAGCAGCUAUUGCUGCAGAAUUUAGGUAACACAAUCUGAACUGGUACAAGAACACAAUGAUGUUCCGUGAUCAGGUGGGCAUCCUUGCUGGCUGGUUCAAAGGAUGGAAUGAGUGUGAACAGACUGUGGCUCUACUUUCACUUUUAAAACGGAUUAGUCGUACACAAGCCCGUUUCUUGCAGCUGUGUCUGGAGCAUUCACUUUCUGACUGCACAGAAAUCCACAUCCUUGAGUCAGAAGCAAACAAUGCAGCAAUAGUGAACCAGUGGCAUCAAGAGCCAAAGGAGAAGGUAGUGUCUUUACUGCUGUCGCACCUUCCACUUCUUCAACCCAGGAAUACAGAAGCAAAAUCUGAAUACAUGAAUCUUCUUCGGAAAGUGCUUACAUACUCUAUUGAGAGCAAUCUGUUUAUUGAAGAGAGUCGGCAACUUUUGUCAUAUGCGUUGAUUCAUCCUGCCACAACGCUGGAGGACCGCAACUCUCUGGCAUUGUGGCUGAACCAUUUGGAGGAACGGAUGUCCAGUAACUAUUCAUCUCAGAGCAGGGGGAGAUUAGAAACUGUCUACCAUGUACGACAGGGCUCUGAUGAAUGGCAGAGCCAGACAGAGUCUGUGAUUGAUAUGGGGCACAGUUGGCAGGACAAAACACCCUCUAGAGAGAAUGGACAUUUAUCAUUUCAUCCCUCCUCCUCUGUGCCAUCAGCUAUGAACAGUAUUGGAAGUAAUACAAAUACAGUUAAUCCAUGCCAAAUUCAUCCCAGCCCAUUAAAGCGUUCUGUGUCUUUGAUUCCUUCAAACCAACAAGCUCCUAGUGACUGGACAAGUCAAGAGGAACUUAGUACGCGACCUGCUUUUGUCCCAUCUGAUCAUGCACCGUUAUCUCCACAGAGCAGCAUAGCAUCAUCGGGUAGUGAGCAGACAGAGGAGCAGGGCACCUCUCGGAACACAUUUCAGGAGGAGGGCAGUGGUAUGAAAGAAUGUGACCAAGGGAGCUAGACACAAAAUUGCACUAAGUAUCCAGAAGCUAAGGGAGAGGCAGAGUGUUCUGAAGUCUUUAGAGAAGGAUAUCCUGGAAGGCGGUAAUCUUCGCAGCGCACUUCAGGAGUUGCAGCAGAUCAUCAUCACUCCCAUUAAAGCAUACAGCUCUUUGCAAACAGCUCAGAAGGAGAGCCAAGGAAUGGACUCUUCAGCCACUGUUGGCUCUAGACUAAGUCAGGAAAAAAGUAGCAAGACAGAGGACAAAGACUCACCAGCAGAUAACUUCCAAUCACAGAGUGCAACGUCUUGUGAUGGAGAGUCAACUACUGCUCCUGUUCCUGAAGGAGACAUAGCUGGACAAUUUACUAAAGUGAUGGGAAAAGUUUGUACACAGCUGCUUGUAUCACGGUCAGAUGAAGAAAACAUCACCUGCUACCUUCAGCUUAUAGAGAAAUGUGUGGCACAUGAGGCCUUCACAGACACACAGAAAAAAAGACUUUCGUCUUGGAAACAACAAGUACUAAAGCUGCUUAGAACAUUCCCAAGGAAGGCAAUGCUGGAGAUGCCAGCUUAUCGGCAACAGAAAAAUUGGCCCAUUGGUUCCAAUUCUCUACCCAUAGCAACUGUGGGUGUUGGACGCAGAGGCCAACGGCAGUUUCAGAUGCCUCCUCGGGCAGUGCCUGCUAGCAGAAUGAAUUUGUUGAGUCCAUCUGGAAUUGGAGGAGUCUCACCUCGGCACGUAUUGAAUACCUCCAGCAUGGGAAGUCAGGGAAGACAGAACCUGUGGUUUGCCAACCCUGGUGGUAGUAAUAGCAUGCCUGGCCAGAGUCGCAGUUCUGUUCAGCGGACACAUUCAUUACCAGUCCACACGUCUCCACAAGCAAUGGUAUUGUUCCAGCAGCCAGACUGCCAAGUUAUGGGGACAGACCUUGAAAUUAAUCCUACACUGGAGUCAUUGUGCCUCAGUAUGACCGAGCAUGCUUUGGGCGAUGGAACCGACAAGACAUCAACCAUCUAGCAGCAGUAUGAAAACACUUUGAAUUCCUGAACAGCUUCAGGACUUCUAUCUCAGUUACACCAAGGGUCACUACAACUUACUGUGUAUAUGUUCUCUGAUAUUUUUCUACUUUAUUAUACUUCAUAACUAUGGUUUAUUAUUAAAAUACUACAGUUUAAUGUUUAGAGAAGAAGAGUUUGAAUACUCCUAUGAUAUAAUGGAAGAAAAAAAAUCAUACAAUAUAUUCCUUUAGGAAGACCUCCUAGAUGUUGAGAGGAAAUUAUCUUGUACAUUGAAUGCAGCUAGAAGGUGAUUGAGUGCGGAGGAGCACAGUUCUUUUUCGAGCAUGGAAAGGAAGUAUUUGUGCAGGCAGUAAUUUGACUGAUCUGCACAAUAGCACAGGAGGGUGGCUGGCUUUUACUUAAGAUACUUAUCAUUGUGUUCACAUUGCUUUAGACUUGUGGGGCUGCUGUCUGACAACUUGAGUGGGUUUUCUGAGGUCACAGUGCUGGUCACUUUGUGGUCAUCAGUAAACUAGAGCAGUCUGCAGAAUGUUCAUAGUGAUGAACACUGUGCCCAGAUCAGGUAGCCUUCACUAGUAAAGAAGGUGGCUUACAGUGUUCGUGAUCUUCUACUACUAUAAGUUUGAUUCUUGUCUGUUAAUGUUUUGUCAUAGGUAUUAUUUUUAACCAGUUUGUGAUCCAUGAUCAUUAUGUGGCUUUGACUUGGGUUUUCAUCAUGGAGUGAGCCUGAAACUGGGUUUGAGGGUUUCUUAUUGCAUAGACAGGCAGUGUGCACAACAUAAACAGUAUUUUUAAUACCACCCAUUUCUUUCUUAUUUAUCUUGUAGGGUUCCCCUAUGCUGUAUGUGUUUCCUUAGAGGUAUGCGAUGUAAACUACCCUUCCUUAACAUUUUUUAAUUUACUAUAUUACAUACUGCUUUAAUUCUUACUCCCUGAAUGAGCUUCUGAAAGAUAGUUGUAUGUGAUUCCGGGUGCUGCUGUUGCACACGCAUUCUCACAUUUUCCAAGCACACAUUAUUUGCUGCUUAACUUGACAGUCUGGUGCUGGAAUUUGUUUUGCAAACUUAACCCUUCUGUGCUGGCAUCUUCUGAUAACAUCUGUCUCAGCCUGCUGUGUCUUCAAAGUUUGUGUAUCACAGUUGGAGCACUAAACUGAAUGGAGAAGUUAAGCAUAAAAUGUGGAUUUGGAAGAAAAAGAUGGAAAUCUCUUCUCCGUUACCCACCAAAAUUUACAUACAGCCAAUGACAUGACAAGUUUUGUGACCUAUAUAUCUGAACCAAGUAUAUUUUGUGCACAGUGAAUUUGGUGGCCUUACCCUCCUCCAUGUAGUGUUUGUGACCAGGUUCUUGUCUUUUCAAAUACACAGUAAAAGCAUGUUGAAUGCAGGAUCUUCCCUUGUAUCACUUUUGAAGUAUGGUGCUACUGUCUUGUAUUUGGUGUGACAUAUAUAUUUGCUAUUGGCAUGUUAUGUGGGUUCUCAAGUGCUGCAUUGUUUUUGUCCGUUAUCUUGCAUGUUAGGCCCCAACAUAAGCUGGUCACCUAAACACAGUUUUUGUAGUCAUCUUUUCCUUAGCAGCAGCACCCUGGACUUUGAUUUAAUUAUACAGCUGAGUGUACAAAAUAUUGUUUUGAAAUGUGUACCUCAGACUUGAUCGGACAUUCAAAUACUUUGGAGUCAGAGUAGUAUUCUCAAUUUUAUGUCAGGCUGUUACAUUACAGUACAGAUAAACUCUAAAUGUGUACAGGAAGUUAUGUGUGAUGUCCCAGAAGAAUCAUUCAACUGUAUCCGUGGACGUUUACUUCUUUCUGUUUACUUUCAGCUGCUGUUUACAGCAUCGAUUCAUAAUGUUGACAGCCGCUUUUCAUGUUUGUUUCAAAUGUUAGUUCAUUUUCAUAACCAUAACUUGAUUAUAAGAAUUUGGAGAUGCCUUUUACUUCCUUUAUUAUUUGCAGAAGUUUUCUUUCCUUAGAAAGCCAGCACAGGUGUUUAGUUUGUACAUGUUGAAAUGGUCCUUGUCAUUCCUGUAAGGUAGUACUGCUUCAUCCUUUGUCUGUGGUUUGGAAUUUACAGUAGAUGUUUCCUUACUAUUUUGUGCAGUAAACUCUGUAUGGUUAUUUUCUUGCCCUUGUAGAUGAAGAUUUUCUUAUCUUGGAGAUUCUAGAUCUCACACUUUCAGAAGCUGCUCUCAUUUACCACAGGAUAUCUGUGUACUGUCCUAUGUUUAUCUGGGGAUAUGGGGGUUGUUUAUUAGCCCUAUUUUACAAUGAAGGCAGAAAUGCUGUUUCUGCUGAGUGGCUUAUUUCCAUUUUUUCAUCUGUUUUUACAGUGUUCUAUUCAUAUGUUUGAAUAGAGCAAAUAACCUUGUUACAGCUGAAUUUCUUAUCACGUUUCUAACCUCUUUCAUUGGGGCAAUAGAAUGUUGUUUUAGCCUCUUGGGCUAAAACCCAAGUGCAAGAUGGCCCUGACAGUUUGAACUUGGGCUUUCCUUAUCUUGAGGUGCAGUACAUUCCAGCAAUGCACUGGGCAGUCUCUAGGACCUUUUUUAUUAACCGCUGCAUUUCAAGCUACUUUUGUUGGCAAAUACAGAAGGUACAUUUUUAUAUAGGUUUGGCUUGUGAAUGUGGAACUAAGGUUAUAAAAGCUGAAAGGUAUAAAUGUGUAGCUCCAUAAAAGGCAGAGUUCUCCACUAUUUUGUUUUCCCCUGAUCUUCCUGAAUUUCAUUGUGACACCACUCUCUCUAUUCCAGUCAAAAUAUUGAUUUGAUUUGAACAGCUGCACUGUUAGUCAUAUUGAAUCAAUGUUUCUGUACUAACCAACCAUAUAUAUAUAUAUAUAUAUAUAUCCCCUUUUUGGGGACCCUUUUGCAUUUAGACCUUCUGCCAUCUCUUAAACACCCUUAUUCAGUCUGCAAGUCGGGUUUACUGACCUGACUUUCACCACUGUUUUCCCUCAAUUUAGGAAGGGACCAUUAUUUCUGAAAUUGAAGACCCUAGUUAUUUGAACUAAAGACAGAAGAUGUGUGGAGCAGUUCUGUUGUGGUGUCAUUUUCAAUAUCCAGUUUUUUAUUUAGUUAUUUAUUUAUUUUUUUUUGGAGAGACCUUAAGUAGAAUGCUUAAAGGACAUGCAGAGUACAGUGCGCAUGUACUACCAGGAAGCAUGCCGCUCCAGGAUGCUGUUUAAUCACUUAGGGCUAAUCUAGUGCUUCUGCUUUGGAAUGCUUAUGGGCCUGUUCCUCACUGAAUGACAGUUGGCCAUCAGCUGCUCUUCUUUCCACCUCUUGCCUGGCAUUUCAGGUCUGUUAGUCAAAUGAAGAGUGCAUGCAUUGCAGUUUGGUGUCUUGCUGCUGAACCAGUCAUUCACUUUAAUGCUAAACCACACUUACUGUCUGUAACACUAAAUUUUUUCAGGUGAAAGUCUAAUGUUCCCAAUUUUCUUUAUUUAAAGCUGUCUUUCUAAGUGCUGCUGCAUAUAUCAGCUUUUAAACUGUUACAGCACAUUUACAGGAGUCUUUUUAUUCAGGUUCACAAGCAUUUUCUCACUUACAUUUAGGUAUAUAGUCUCUGGUAACCUAAGUCAGGCAUCAUCAAUGAGGGCUGUACUUGUCCUUAGUUGGUGACCCUUCUUGAGGGAAUCUGGGAGAAAUUACCAAGUAUUGGAGAUCUCUGUCAAAAGGCAUGGAGCAGUCUGCUUAUGAGUAUAGCAUGAAGUAGUGAUCUGUCAGUAGGGGAAAGUAUGAGCAAGUUAGAGUUACGUUUAAUGUUAAAAGUGUGCAGUUUGCCGAUUGUUGCUGAAAAUCUUGGGACAUAUGAAGUUCAUGUUUAAAGCAAUUACCAGUGUAGCCAGAUUGAAAGUUUCUUUUAUGUGAUCACUUUAGUGGUUGCACACUACCAUAGGUGUAAAAUUGAGUCUGAUAAGGAAGUCCUUAGUAUUUGAAUUGUACGCUGUUAAAAAGCCUGCAAGUUGCACAGAAAUUCAUACAGUUGUAUGGUGAGUUUAUACUUAACGUUUGUGCUUUUUGUUACUAUGUUGCUACCAGUAGCUGUUUUCUAUUCUGGUAAUAUUGCUGUCAUUAGACUUGUGUUGUUCUGUGCUGUUUCUUUUGAGUUUCUGAACAAGGAAGUCAUUGUUACUGCAUAUUGCCUUUAUAUAGUCCUAGAUGAUGGAAGAAGACAUUAGUUGCUGAAGGGAAAGGAGACUGCCCAGAAAAAAAGGGAAUGUGUCUGCAUUAUGAUAGUGAAAAUAAGCUGAAGAUAAGGUUCUGCUGUCUCAUUGAAAAUAAUAACCUAAAAAAAUUGAAAUUCCGUGAAUAAGUAAAACCUUUAUCAACUGUGUAAACAUACAUUGUAUGUUGUUUGCUCAGUAUCCAUACUCUUGUUCAAGCCCCUUUCCCACCCCAAAGAAGUUGUAAUACUUUUUUAUACUUGUGGGCAUUUCUGAUGGCUCUUAGCAUUAAAAGUUUCCAGUCUUUAAUUUUACCUUUUUCUCGCAUCAUAAAUGAAUACAUUUUCUUAAACUCGCAUUUCUUACUAAGUGUGUGCUGUAUAGCAGCCCACUGCUGUCUUUUAAAUACUUUGCCUUACAUAGUAGUGAAUGACUCGGUUAUGUGUCGUCCUCAUUUCACUAUCUUGAGAUCCUCUGAUGUACUCCCAGAUUUGCUUUUGUGCAUUUAUCAGACCAUAUGCACAUUGUCUUGCUCUUUUCUUGCCAGCACACAUUUUUCAUAAUGCUUCCUUUCCUUUUUUCCCCCAAACCAGACAGGGCAAUAAAGAGCUCAUGUCUCUUUGCCCAGCACUGAAAGGAUCAAAAUUCAUAGGCAUAUUACUUUGUGUUAUGUUUUUUGUUAGCUUUACAUUACAAAAAUGUCAUUAAAAUGUUUUGUGCUCUGCGUGACUGUUUAGAGUGGUGCAAAUAUGUUAACUAGCUGUUUGCCAACCCUGUGAUCGUGCUCCAAAACCAUGUCUAACCUCAGACUAAAAAGGAAGAGAAAUCUGUUCUCCCCACCAGUUACCAUCAUCUGCAUUCAUAACAGCCAAACCCUGUUUGAUAAAAUGUUAUAGCUUAGACAGCUGCUUGUGUUUUCCUAACAUCCCAUAUGUGUCAGUAAGUUACAAGGGGACAGUAUCCUGAGGGUUGGGAGGGAGGGAUUUCUUUUUUUUAAUGUUGUUAAAACCUGUUUUUCUUUUGUGGUUUAAUUAAUGUGUUCAGAAGGAAAGGUGAAAUUAUAUGUACAUGUACAUGCCAUUUCCAUUUUAACAUAUUUAUGUCUUAUGUGCAUACUUGCAGAUCAAGUGAAUUUAAGGUGUCAUGCUUUUGAAACAACAAAAAAAGUAUACCAUUAUCUUAGGAAUGCUGGAAGUCCACCAGUCUGUGCAUUAUGGACUUGUAAUUAGAAGUACAGUCUAGUGGAUUUUCACUUCUCUGAAUUGCUAGGUUCUUUAUGCUCUUUUCUUAUUGCAGCCAUGUCACGUUUUAGCAGGCUGGACUUGCACAGACUUGUGUGUAUGGUUGUAGUGGGGUAAGUGGAGCUCCAGAUCUGCUCACUGUCUUUAUAGAUUUACCAUAUCAAGAUGAUUAGCACUACUCAGUGCGUGACUGUCUGAUAAAAAGUCCCAAACCAGCUAAACUUGCUGUAAAUUUCAAAAGUAAAGCCAAGUAUGUACUUGAUUCCAUUGAUAAAGAAGUUGCAGCCAUUGCAGAACUGUGGUGUCCAACUGUUGGGGCAGGCUUCCCAUUGUAAACUUUUUGAGAGGACCCACUUCUGUUGGUUGCAUCUUGAUAAAUGUUGGAGAACAGUGCCCUGAUGCUUGCAGAUUUGACCCUUAUUAACUAACACUGUAAAGCUUGUAAAAAGUUAGACCCCAAGCAGAACACUUAACUUUUAACACUACAGAGUAACUGUUUAAAGAAAUUACUUAUCUUUAUUGAUGAAAUGAGGGGAAAAUGUCUGAAUUUAAUCUUGUGAACUGCAGUAAACAUAUGGUGCAGAAGAACUGACUAGUCUGAACUGGUUUGACUGACAUAGUUAAUUAUGCACUAUGGCAGUAAAAAAAAAACAUAUAGAGUUUAUUUAGAAGGAUUUGGAAUUGAUUGGCCAAGAUUAGUAAAAUGUACUGUAUGUUGAAAUUGCAAGUCUGGAUACUGUCCCUUCAGAUGUUUUCUACUAACAAAUGUAUAAAAUUCACUUAAAAAGUUCCAUGGACUAAACAAGUCAUGGAAUGGAAACUUGGUACAAAAAAAAACUUUAAAAAUGUCUCCAAAGUAUCUGCAGAGAUAGUAGUAACUAUUUAUUUCUACAAUAGAAACAAGGCUCCUCUCAAAUAUAAAUGUUAUUUUUAGAUACAUUUUAUUAUGAAUAACUUUUGUUAUGACUAUGGCUGGUAACCAUGAGUACAUUAUUAAAAAAUAUGUGUAGUUGCUUUGUUUAUCGCUUUGCUUUGUAAAGGCAAGUGAGCAUACAGAAGUAUUAGUAAUUUUUUCUAUGGUAAAGCUGUGCUUAUUUUGUAAUUUUAUUUUUUGUUAUUAUUUGUAUCUGCAAAAGUUAUCUGAAGCUGCUUUUAUGCUGACAUCGUUCACUAUUAAAGCAAAGUCGAUUUUCCCUCCCCUAUUGUCAUCCCCUACGAAAAGAUUUGUUGCUGUAUCUUAAGUCAGCUGGGUGUUUCUCACUCGUGUGUCUGCACUUCAUUAUUGGAAGUCCUUGCGUUUGACAGUAUAUCAUGGCACAGUACACCUUUUUUAAUGUCAGAAUCAUUUAGAAGUGGCUGUUUUAAGCCUAACCCUGUUUGCUGAUAUUUGGUUUAAGUUAAUUUGCUGCUUUCUUUGUUCAAGGUGAAAUCCAUGUUAUAUUUUCAACACUGUGGAAGUACCUUUUUGCAAAAGGAGCAACAAGUAUACAAAAAAAAAAUCUCAUACUGAUCUAUGCAUUUAAAAAAAUACAGCUUGCUUGUUGUGGUCUGUAAACCAGCACGUACAUAUAGUUGUACAUAAAUGUUAUGCAAACCCCCUUAACUGAAAAUGUCAUUUGAUGUUCUGAUUUAUCUUGGAUUGGAAUGGCAGUUUAGGCCUGAAGGUUGAGUACAUGAUCCUCUAAACCAAAGGAGUAAUGAAGCAGCACUGUUAAAAUAUAUUGCUUUCAGUUGAAAUGCUGACAAGUGCAGGUGAAAAGCUCAGUUCUUCUUCUCUGGUUGUUUGUGUACCGCUGCAUGCAGAGCUAUUGAAACUUUCAUGCAACAUGUGGCUGUGCCUUCUCUUGUUUGUGUAUCUUUUUUGUAAACCAGGGCUAAGUAGAAGUGUGUCCCAGUUUUAAAAUUGUUUUCCACAUUUCUCACUUUUGUUGACAUUUUCAGUUGUCUGAAAGAGAUGUAAUGCCUUACAGUGUGGCAAGAACUUUGUGAAACCUCAUUAGUGUCAAAACUUGACUAUGCACUGAAAAGCUAGGGAUGUACUGGCAGGUGCCAGAUCUCUUUAUGGGGUGCAUAUAAUUUAUGUGUAUAAUGUUCCUCUUUAAAAUUUAUGUAAACAGAAAGUUUUAUGGGGAAAUAUUAAAGUGUUUCUUGUUACAUACAAUGCAUAGCAGCAGUAAACCAUUUUAUAUAUACAGCAGACCACUCUGAAAUGUACAACCAUUUUGAGUGUAGUUCCCAUGAAGUUCAUUUGCACUUUGCUUUUGCUGUUGUCACUUUCUUUGUAUUCUGGUUUAAAACUCUUUAGUGUAGGACUGUUGCUUAUAUGUACGCAUAUGUGUUCCCAAAUCUAUGGGAAAAGGUUUAAUUUUGAUAUAAAAAGAAAACACAUUGAGGUAUGCCAUAUGUAUUUAAAAAACACACUGAGGUGUGCCAGAUGUAUUUGAAAAUGAAAUACUUUAUUGACUUCUGCAGUACAGUGUAAUCCACUGGUUAAUCACAUAAUAUUGCACAAAUUAACAGUUACAAUUUGAAAUAUUUGUUGGUCCUGUGUGAAGCAAGAGAGCAAGUAUGAGUAAUUUGUUUCGUAUCAGGCCUAAAUGUUUUUUGCAGUCACAACAUUGGAUAGACAAAUUCCUUUUGACAGUUGUUUUCUUUAAGGCACACUUGUGUAGGUGGUGCCGACUUGAUUGACAUACAGAUGGGGCUGACAGUUUAGUGUUUGACAUGUUUAAUUGUUUUUCCUAAUUCUGUAUUUUGUUGAACAUUAAAAGGUUUACGAAGGUUAAAGUAGAA